Stylonychia lemnae is the source of this 738-nucleotide messenger RNA. NCBI's taxonomy places the organism in Eukaryota, Ciliophora, Spirotrichea, Sporadotrichida, Oxytrichidae. The record is from the annotation of a GenBank genome assembly.
AUGGAAUAUAAUAAGUUUGAGUCAAUUUAAGACACCUCUGCUAAUGAUAAUGAAAGUUACUCUGACUCAUCACAUAACGACCCCAAAAAUGACAACAAAAAGUAUUAGAAUGAAUAUUAAGCCGUCUCAGAAUAAAACUUUAGCCACAUUAUACAAAUCAAUGAUGCCAAAAAGAUUAGAGAUAAAAACUAAUUAGUUGAGGGAUUACAAUAAGAUUAACAAGCAUAUAAUGAAAUUGAUGAAGAGACUUACGUUGAGCCGAAUACAAUUCGUAUCGAUAAUGUAGUUGAAGGACAAGCUUUAGAUGAAAUUGAAGACUAUGAAGACAUGCCAAGUCACUCAGUAUGUAUAACUUGUCCCUUCUGUGGAAUAGCUGGAUAAACAAGAGUGCGAAAAGACAAAUUUGAUAUUUUUAUGAAUGGAUUCCUGAUUACUUUAAAGAUUACUCUCUGCAUCUUCUUCAUGGCUUUUAUUGUGAUUGGUCUUUUUCUUAUUUGUUUAGCAGCAUCAUCUAGAGAUGGAGGAGGUGGAGACUGUAAUGGCGGCUGGUCAUGCUGUUAUUUUUAUCAUUUCGGAGGACCGAGUUGUGAAACACAAUGCUGUUGUGGAUGUGAUAAUGAAGUUGAAGGAACCCAUAUUCGAAGAAUUCACAAAUGUGGCAAUUGUAAAUAAGAUAUUGGAUACUCAAAAAAAUCAAGAAAAUCUAAUAAACUAAAUAACAGCAAUGAUUCAAAUUGA